GUGAUUGAGCUUUGUAGGAAGCUGAGCGUCUGCUUGAUAUGUUUGAUUUUUUAGGCGGUUUAAGCAAUUGUUGAGUGUCUGUAAUCAAAAUAUGAGACGUUCGAAAGAUGAAAAACUAAUUUGACACAUGCGUUUUAAAUUCUUGAGGUUUUUUUAUCUGUUUCAGAGAAGCUUAAAUGUAAAUAGAACUAGAGUAGAACUAAUUUAUAUUUUCUCCUUGGUGUUUGUGACAAAUUGUGUUGUUAACUGUUGCUUUAGUGUUAGUACUAUAGUAACACAUUUCGUUAUUGCUUUUUAGUCUGAUGUUCGAAGAUAAACGUGGUUUUUGAAAGUGAUGUGUUAACCUUGAAAAUCAGUAGACGGGAGAGAUCAGAGAAGCUGACGAAAAUAUUUCGUUUUUUCCUGGGGCAAACUUAACGAUACUUAGCUCCUUCCCCUCUUAGUGAAUUUAACACGGAUUUCACUUCUCGUCUAAUUAGGUUUGACAGGGAUGAAUUUGAGUGUUUUUAAGACUUCCAGAAAACGUCAGCGUUGAAUUUCUUGGCAACUCGUUUGAAUUUUCACGUUCGGCACAAAAGAGGUUGGAUAUGGAAUAACCUUACUGAAGCAAAGAUGUCUGUGGGUGUGUUUAAUAAUGCUCCUGGAGAAGUCACAAGAAAGGAACUUGGGACAGAGAAACAGGAUGUUGGUAUACUUCGUGGCAUGAAAGAACUUCCUCAAUUCAAAGAUGGAGUUGAAGUCCUAGAAACUGGAAAAUCUCUAAAACUGCAAACUGAUCAACCUCAUCUUGUAAGUUUAGGGGGUGGGCGCUUGAGUACAUCAAUAACAAUUCACCCUCUCCCUGAAGGUAUAACAAGAAUAGGUCGAGAUGAUGCUUCUACUACCCAGGAUGUAGUUGUUCAGGGUCCUGGGAUUGAGAAAGAACACUGUUACAUUGAGAAUAUAGGAGGAUUGGUAAAACUGUAUCCUAUUGCAAAAGUGAUGUCUGUGGAUGGCAUGAGAAUAACUGAGCCCAUGCGUCUUGCACAAGGGAGUAUGAUUUGUGUGGGAAAGGCAAAUUUCUUCCGCUUCAACCAUCCUCAAGAGGCUCGUAAAAUGAAAAUGAUUAAUCCAAAUAUGAGAGUUUCAUUUGUGCCAAAUGACUUUUCUUCAGUGUCUGAUUAUAUACCAGCUCAGAAAGAAGCCAUACGGAAAAGUCCUGGAUAUACUGACUGUCAUUCUUCAACUAAAUAUAUAGCUGCACAGAGUGAUAGGUCACUUAUGGUUAAAAGUUCUGAAAAUGAUCCUGAAGAGUGUCUAGACUUUGUACAAAAAGUCUCAAAGUUUGAGUUUUUAAGUCACAACCAUAAUGUCUCACAGACUUCACAAAAUAUAUCACAAUGGCCGACACAAGAGGGAGUUUAUAUUUUACCCCCUGGAACACAAAUUUACAGGGACUGUAGGGGUUCUUAUUAUAAUAACUGUAAUUAUUCUUCUCCUCAUAGUCACAGCUUACCCCCCAGUCCAGUGCUUAAGAGUUAUAAGGCUUUAUCUACUAAUGGAAUCAGUCACAGGUCUUUGUUUUCAUCAACUACUUCAAAUGGCAUUCCAUUCAAUGAAAAUGGAAUAGCUAUUGCAAAUCAUAAGACAUCAUUAUCUCCUACACUGCUGAAGGGAUCCAUGAAACUUGAGUCAAAAGCUGAAAACAAAUUAAAAUGGUGUACUCCCAACUCAUCCUAUAGUGGAAAUUUUUACAGCCAUCACUUAAGUGCUGAGGAUUUGAGGACUCAGGAAGAAAAGCUAGAACAACAACACAUAAAAGCAGUAGAGGAACGUAGAAAGGAAGAGGAACAACGGCAUCAGGAAAGUUUACGGCUGGAAGAAAUUUUAAACAUGUGUGCAGAAUACGAACAUCAGUCUAAAAUGAAAAAUGAAUUGACAAAAUUAGAAGAGAAAAAAAACAAUAGUGAAGCUUCUUCUUCCAUCUCUUCUUUUAUUGCAAGUAAUAAAGAUUCUCCUCUUACAACAACUUCAGGUACUCAUAAUGCGAUGCUCAUUUAUAAAACGGUAGAUUCUUCCAGUGAUUUUUCAGAUUCUGUGGGCAAAGACACAGCUAUAAUCUCGGGACAAGUAAGCUUGAAAGGAAUGCUAAAGUCAGGACAGACUUUUUUACAACAAGACAGUAAUUUUUCUUCAAACAGUAACUCUCCUCUUCAUUCACCACCAUAUCAAAACAGAAUCAAAACAAAUGGAUCAUUGCCAAGAGACCGAUCUAACCAUUUUUUCUCCUCAACAAGAGAAUCUCAGACUCGUAAAGAAAUGUGUGAUGAAAAUUUUACUAAUAGUAGUCAGCACUCAUUCAACACUGUGUGUUCAGAAGAUGAGCUGACAUGCAUUUUAAAUCCUGUGUCAGGAUCAAAUAACACUCCAUCAAGAUUACAAGAAGCCUCUUAUGGUUAUCUUAACUCUAAUGCAGGGACAUUAUUUGUUCCAUGUCCUCACUCUCCUAGAAACAGGAUUAGGACAGUUGUGGUAAAUGAAAAGGCCAACAGAUUUAUACCAAAAGAUUCUUCUGUUUGCAGGUGUCAUGAACACAAGUUAUACUUGGAUGACUCCUUACUUGCCAGGAUUAAUGACACAAAAAUAUCACAUGAACAUGUUUCAGGAUGUUGGCUUACAAACUCUACAAAUACCUAUGGUACUGAUGCGCUACACCACACCAAGUCCAGGCUUAUGAAUCAGAUUGCUGUAUUGAAGAAACAACUUAGUGAAAUUGAAGAUCUAGAAAGAGAGUAUGUGCAAGAAUUUGAGAUGGAACAAGCCCUAUUGCAGGGAGAGCAGCAGGAAGAAAAACAGAAGCAUCAAGAAGAUCAGAAGAAGUUUGGAGAUUUGCUGAAGCAACAGAAGUUGCUUGAGAAAGAAGAAGAGAGAGUUAAAACACAAGACAUGAAUCAGUUAGAAGAGGCUAAAAAAAUUCUACAAGAACAUCAACAGAAAUUAGCAGAAAUUGUUGGUCUACAGCAGUUGCUUAGUGAAAAUUCUAUAGAUGAGCAAGUGAACUUUUCCCAAAAAGAAGAAAGUAAGCAAAUAUGUAGACUUGCAGAAGAUAAGAAAGAUGACAAGCUUGCAGAACAUUAUAAGAUAGAAAUAGAGAUGUUGGAAACUAAGAGAAAAGCAUUUGAAGACUUGGAGUUCCAACAUCUUGAACACCAAACACAUUUUGAAGAAGAGAAAGAUGCAUUAAAUCAGAACUUGACUGAAUUAAAAAAUGACAUUCAAGAGAGGCUUAAUAGAUUACAAGAACUAACAGAGCAAGAAAAAUCAGUAAAAGAACAGAUAAUUCUUGAGAAAACCAAAGCUGAGAUGGAAAAGAAGCGAACAAUAGGAGAGCUAAAUCAGUUAGAGCUGAAGAUGCAGGAGACUGAUAAUAUUAUGCAAGGUUUGCAGGAGUUUUGUGAUCCAAUUAUACUAGAUAAUAGAUCUGAGAGCUCUUCUCUUCCAUCAGAUAAUGAGCAGAAAAAAGAAGUAUUGGACAAAAAGAAUGUGAUUUUCCAGAAUCAGCAUAACGUAGAUUUCAGAAACACCUUAAAUGAUUUCAUGGAUAGGCCAAGCAAAAACUGUGAAAGCUGUUAUAGUUUUGAUUCUGAAUCAUCUAGUGUGGCAAGCACAGACUUACCCACAGGAAGCUUAAGUAGCAGUGGGGACGACCCAAGCCAACCUACCAGUAUUCCCACUCCAAGCCCCCGAGGAGAUGAAGAGUUGAGCUUUGAUGUAGUGUUUGAUAGUGAAACUCGACAACAAGAAUCUACCAGCUACAGUAAAAAUGACAAACUUUUAGAUGUUCCUCGUGCCUCGAGUGGCGGGGAAGUCCGUAAAAGAGAGAAACUCAAGUCUCAACGUCCGCUGACACGUUAUCUUCCCGUCCGUGGAUCAGAGCUGAAUUUGCGUCAUCACAUCGAAACAGCUGGUCAUCAAAUCGAACUGUGUCCCUUUGUCCAAUUGACCCCUACGUCCUGUCGAGGAUACUUGCACAAAUUAGGUGGAGCACUGCAUAUUUGGAAGAGGAGAUGGUUCGUAUUCGACAGGAACAAGCAUGCUUUGGUGUAUUACAGCGAUAAGAGUGAAUCAAAAGUGAAAGGCGGAGUUUACUUUCAGGCUAUCGAAGAAGUUUAUGUAGACCACCUCCACUCCAGUAAAAGUCUGUAUCCUGGAUCGACGUUUUGCGUUAAAACCUACGAUCGAACUUUUUAUCUUACCGCGCCCAGCCCAGAAGCCAUGCGGAUCUGGGUGGAUGUGAUUUUCACAGGAGCAGAGGGAUACCAAGAGUUUUUAAUGAACACUGCUUCCUAGUGUUUGACAGUCUCCAGGCAUGAAGGAGCAUACUUGUGAUGUUCUGUAGAAGAAAAUUGUUGUUAAAUGAAGCUCUUCCUCGGUAAAAAAAAAGGACAGUACAGUGAGAAGUCAUUAUUUUUCAUUGUAAACAAACUGAAGAACAGCUGACUGAUGAUAUUGUAAAAUAUGAUGUAAAUGCUCUUGACUAAAAUGUGCCAACUAUAAUUGUGGUUUUUGCUACCAGGAAUAUGUUUCAGCUGUGAAAGACUAGAAAGAAAAGAUAUUGAAAGGAAUGUUAAUUGAAUGAGACAAAAUUGUUUUGUUUCAGUUUUAUUAUCAGCUUUAUUAUGAACCUGUGUAAGUAAUCAUAUCAUUCAGAAUGAGAUUUUUGUUGUUAGUUCAGAGACUGCAGGACAAAAUGCAAAUAAUUUAAACACAACACAAUUUUCGAAAGGCUAAUAAGCAUGCUGAUAAAAUCAUAUUUUAUCACUUUCUGUUUUGCUGGAGAAAUGGCUUGAUUAGUGCCAAAUGAAGUGAGGAGUAAGAACAAAUCAUUGAUGACUGUAUUGGGAAAGUGUGUAAUUUUGAGUCUUAAUAAACUGAGUGACAAUUUAUGUACACCCAACUUUCUACGAUGAAAAAGCUCUUGUUUAAGUUAUUGAAGUUCCACCACUCCAACAUGUAUGGGUAAAGAUGAAUUAAAACCCUAUAACCUGAGCUCAUUUGAAAGGUGUAUCUUUCUUCUUCUGGAACAAACAGCUUGCCCCUGAAGAAGAAGGGUCCACGUUUCGAAAACACUCAGGUUAUAGGGUUUUUAUUCAUAUCCAUCAAGACUUCUUGAACCUAUGUGUUUUUGUAACAUCAUGGAUGUAUGGAUAAAGAAUACUUUUAUACUCUUCAUUGAAGAGAAAUCUAUAAAAAAUGGCAUUUUGUUUGUUUUCCUUUGUUAUAUAUUUUUCUAUCAUGAAAACAGGUUAUAAUCACACAGGUUAUAAGCAGCUAAGUGUAAAUGCUCUUUUAAAGAAAUAAUGUGUUAUCAAGUGUAAAAUCAAUAUUUUCCAACCAUUGGAAAUGCAGUGAGGUGGGCUUGUAAUCAGCUGCAAAAAAAAAGUUUAAACAUUGAGCACAGAAAUACAUGGUUGAAAGUAUUGGAAAAGAAAUCAAGUACAAAAAUACUCGGCUUGAAACAUUGGAUAACUAUCUAAAAUUAUAUGAUCAACUUUAACUUUUUUUUAACUAAAACAUGACAUUUACUCAGGUGUGGAAAUAUCCACAAUUUCAAUACAUUUUUAUUUUGUUUUGGUAAAUCUGAUUUUUUCACUAGCUAAUAAUAAUAGUGUAAAAAAAAAAAAAAGACUUAAAAAAUCUGAAUGUUUUCUGAAAAGGGUCAAAGAGUACUCACCUUUCUUAGAUCAGCAAUUUUAAUGUGUUGAUGAAGAAUAUAAUGAGGAAAAUUUGUUCUUUUUGUACACUAAUGAUUUAGAACAUUUAUUUUGUAUAGUUUUAAUAGUAGCAUCUUUCUGAUGAACUGUUUUAAGACAAAAGCAGUAAAAUGUGAGCAAUUGCUGUAAUUUUUUAAGUGUUUUUACCUCAAUGAGCAUAAUUUUCAUAUUGAUACAUUUCUAUAUAUUUAAUUUCUGUUGUAGAAAUUUUAUGUUAAAGCUAUCUAGCAUUGUUCAAAUUAUUGUUUUUAAAUUAGUUUUAUGCUUUUCUUUCCACAGUGGUCUGCAUGUAUUUUUGUCUUUAUAAUCUCUUGCUAUUUUUUUUUAAGUCUUGUGAUUAUUUACUGUAAAGAGAAUAAGACAAAAUUAUUUUUUAAAUGAUGUGGACUAAAAUUCUUGGUAAUUCUGUGUUUUAACUAGAAUUUUAAUAUUAAAGCUUGUUAUUGACAACACAUUGGAUUAAACCUUCAUUUUAAUGGUGAAGUGAAACAGCUACGCCAGGUACGUCUGAUAACAGUGGUGUUAAAGCACUUAACAGAGUUAAAUAGUUAACAAAACAAACACUAAAUCUUAUUGUAAUUUAACUAAUGAGGCAGCUUUCUCAAGAAUGAAAAAAAUACCUAUCUUAAACAUAUAACCUUCUCCUUUAUAAAUAAUUGGGCUUGUUUAAAAGUAUAUGUGCAAGCUGUUUAGAAAUGAUAUUAACAGAUUUACUACCCCACCUGACAGCGAGGGUAGUUUUCACUCGUAUAUGUUUGUGUCUGUGAGCAGUAUAACUAAAGUUCUCUUCUGAUUUUGACCAAAACUGAUACAAAGGUUGAUUGUCCUCUAAGAACCAAUUGUCUAACAUUUGGUGACUGUAAGAUAAAGGUCAAGGUCACAUUGAAGGCUAUCCUUAUAACUCAAAAAGUUUCUUCUGAUUUUGAUAGAAUUUGGUACAAUGGUUGAGUGUUCCCCAAGAAAGAAUUGUUUAAGUUUUGGUAAAGAUAGCUCAAAGAUCAAGGUCACAUUGAAAGUCAACCACUUUAUAAUAGUAGCAAAUUGAGAUUUUGAAAAAAACAGUCAAAACCCGAAAUAAAUUGAAAUAGAGAGAGAUGGAAAAUCUUGGCACUUAGACCUACAUUUUUGAGGGGAGAGGAACUGUUUCUUAUUUAUGUUAGGUUAAUUAAUGCAAAAGUCAAAUCUGGUUUGAGAUGGAAGUUGCACUAUCUCAGUGUAUUUCUAGUUUAUAUUUGUGUUAAAACUCCUAACAGGCAUACGUCACUGUUUUAUUCCACGUAUGCUGCAAUGUACCUUUAAUGGCCUAAUGGAGUGGUGUAACCAUUGUAGCACAGGAUUAAAGCUUCUGUCUCUGAAACACAAACAGUUUUGUUAAUAUAUUUCUCAACAUCUUGUAUAAACUCCCUAUUUGACAGUUGAGAAAUAUGUAUAGCUUUAGUUAUUGCACUGGUAAUACAGAAAGUGAUUAUGUAUGAGAAUAGAUGGUGGCUUUUAAUGUCUACAAUAUAUUUAAAAUAUCAAUUAAGUAAACAUAAUAAUUCAAAUGUUAAAUAUUUCUUGAAAAAAAUUCAAGCUGUUACAAGUUAAAUAACAUUGUUGUUGUUUUAAGAAACAGAAAUAAAACAAAUAUGCCAACCAAUAUUUCAGUAAGCUAAACAAAUGAGAGAUUAUCUUUGCAUUUAACAUAACACAAGCUUGAAAAGAAAUUGAAAGGUCAAUAUAAUCCUGCAGUAGUCUACAGUGUUUUAUUAUAAUCUGCGUUCAAACAGUUUAAUGUAAAUGUGACAAAGUAGUUAUUAUUGGAGAAAUGAAGUUGAAAAAUUUUCCUACUUUGUAAAUAUUGAAAUAUUUAUGCCAGCAAGAUGAGUAAUUGAUUUCCUUCUUAUAAAUAAAAAACAAACAAACUUGGCCUAGAAAAUAAACUAGCAAAAUGAUUAAUAUUAAAACAAAACAGAUACAUUUAAAGUGAACUGAUUAUAUAAUAAUUAGUUGUAAUGACAAAAUAUUGAUCUUCGCGGUAAUUGUAAUAUUCAGUAUUUCCAUGAAAGAAUUCUAGCUUUAGUACUGAACUGUGAUCUCGGUCUUUAGUUCGAAAUUUUGUGCAUUUUAAAAAGGGUUUCUUCAAAAUCUGCAAUAAAAAAGGGACAACUGUAUAUUCUUUGUUAUUGGUCUGUUUAUACAAUGGCCAUUUAAUAGGAACUGUUGAUUCUAAUUAAUCGUACUGUUUCUAGAAAUUUCAAUUAUGAAAAACUUGUCACAAUAUAGUAUGUCGACGCCAAAAUUUUAAUUACAAAAAAAACCUUAUUUAAAUGGAACGUAUUUUUAAUGUAAAAUGUUUUUUCUAAACUUUGUGUUAUUGGGCAGCCAGAGUUUGAUUUUUUGGCAAGUUUAUGUAAACUUGUGACGAUUUUGUAAAGAAAAUAUUUUUUAAAUUGCAGAUUAUCUUUUAAUUCAGUAAUUGAUUUUUACUUAUGAUAAAAAAAAGCUGAAAGUCUCAGUAUUUUAUGUUUUGUAUAACAGUGCUAUAAAUAUAAGGUGUAUUACACGAAACUGUGUGUAUGUUUGUUUGUAAUUAAGCACAAAGCCACAUAAAGGGCUAUCUGCGCUCUGCCCGCCACGGGUAUCGAAACCCGGAUUCUAGUGUUGUAAGACCGCAGACAUGCCGCUGUGCCACUGAGGGGUCAAAACUGUAUGAACAUGUAGCAUAAAAAAAUGCAAAACAUUUUAAAUGUUAUACAGGCGGUUUAUUGUAAUACAUUAGGAGUUACAAAAUCUUAACUAUUGUAACAGAGUUAACGAUUUUGAAUACAAUUAAGAAAAAGAAAGACAAUAAAUAUCCACUUUUAGAAUGAUAA
Messenger RNA from Limulus polyphemus (Atlantic horseshoe crab), 8608 nucleotides. RefSeq lists its product as uncharacterized. The record is from RefSeq and is a predicted model, not a curated record. Gene Ontology annotation, molecular function: protein binding. The transcript is spliced from 20 exons. Lineage: Eukaryota; Metazoa; Arthropoda; Merostomata; Xiphosura; Limulidae. The coding region runs from base 613 to 4329 and encodes 1238 amino acids.